Messenger RNA from Entrophospora candida, 150 nucleotides. The record is from the annotation of a GenBank genome assembly. NCBI's taxonomy places the organism in Eukaryota, Fungi, Glomeromycota, Glomeromycetes, Entrophosporales, Entrophosporaceae.
AGAGAUUCACUUUCACCUGAAAUAAUAGAUGAGGAAAAUGAUGGUGCUAAAGGUUUGGAACAUUAUCUGGUUCCAAAAGUUGAAUGGAGGAAUACUGAGUAUAAAAGGGUUAGAACAUUAAUUGAUGAAAAAUCAAAAAAUUUACAAUAG